This is a messenger RNA of Nematostella vectensis (starlet sea anemone), 2175 nucleotides long. RefSeq names its product transmembrane protein 185B. Lineage: Eukaryota; Metazoa; Cnidaria; Anthozoa; Actiniaria; Edwardsiidae. The coding region runs from base 87 to 1112 and encodes 341 amino acids. The transcript has 7 exons. The record is from RefSeq and is a predicted model, not a curated record.
GCCGCGCUCUCAUUGUGUAUGUUUUGUUUCGUUUUGAAAGUAAAAACAUUUUCGUCGGUGAAUGACCUUCGAAGAACUAAUGAUAUAUGGUUCCUAAAAUGAACUUUCGGCGUCUGUUCCAAGACUUUAACCCCAGCAAAUUCCUCUUAUUUCUGAUGCUGUUCGUAUUUUCCAUCCUUCUUGCUCUGAGGCUUGAUGGCACGAUUCGGUGGAGUUAUUGGGCUGUAUUCACACCAGUUUGGAUAUGGAAAAUGAUGGUUAUUUCAGGUGCAAUGACUGGGAUAUGUUUUUGGAUAAAACAUCCAGAGUAUAGAGGUGAAGGAGAAAGCCACGUAGAGUUCAAAGCCAUGAUAAUUUGCCUUAUUCUUCAUUUGCUGCUACUUAUAUUUGAGCUUCUUGUAUGCAUCAACCUUGGAGGGAGGAAUUAUCAAUGGAGGAUCAUGUUUAUGCCUCUGUAUGUCCUUUCAUCGCUGUCAAUCAUAGCUUGUGUAUGGGGAUUUAGACAUGACAGAUCAGUAGAGCUUGAAACUGUGUUUUCAGUGAAUAUAUUGCAGUUCAUAUUCCUUGCUCUAAAGCUAGAUGAUGUCAUCAAGUGGCGCUGGGUGGUGGUGUUUGUUCCCAUGUGGAUCGUGCUGUCGCUAUUAUGUCUGUUAGUUCUCUAUUACGUCAUCUGGUCCAUAAUAUUUGUACGGACGACAGAGGUAUUACCUGCUCAGCGCCAGGGGCAUGUCAUGGUUGCCAUAGCAUCUGUUCUCCUGGUCAUACCACUCCUUACAUUCCAGAUAAUUUUGAGCAAUUGGCUGGACAAAGUCAAUCAGGACAUGUUUGUUGGUGUUAUGGCUCCUCUACAAAUAUCCCUGCUGAGUCUACUGACCACAUCAUUUUACCAUAAGGGCGGAAAUCACUGGUGGUUUGGGAUGAGAAAAGACUUCUGCGAGUAUCUGCUUGGGGCCUGCCCCUGUCUGCAAGAGUAUGGCAAUGUGUCUUACAAAUUCCCUGAAAGUAUGUUUAGCGAACGCCAAGAAGAGACAUCUACAGAUAUGUGCAGAGCACCCCCCGAUUACCAUAUCAAGUCUGUUGUGCCUGUUGUAUCUAUAGAAACACCUGAUUGACAGCUGCUGGAACAUUUAAAACAUUUAUAGCUGAGCAGUGGCCCAGUCUCGUUUGGGGUUACAGUGAAACCUGUUAACUGUAACCCUCAAGCAAAAUGACAAAAUUAAGAAAUGAAGUUGACAGAAAUACAAAUAACGAUAAUUAUUCCCAUUUUGAGUUUGAAUGUUCAAGGCUAGAGACAGUUAGCUGGUUAAUGUUGCAACUCAAAUUGAGGUUUAGCUUUCCCUUUUGAGUUCAUAGAGACAACUAAAGAUUGUCAAGAGUUCGAAUAAGAACGUUCAAGGCUAGAAGACUGUUAGAUAGGCAGUUAGUGUUGCAAUCGAAAUCAAGCCAACAGAAAUUAUUGCUUAAGAACUAAUUGUUUUACGUGGUACUGUAUACUGAAAAUACUGCAAGAAUAUAUACAGUAUCACAUUUGAUUAUGGCUGUUGAGUUUAUGUAUGUGAAAAUUGCAAGGUUGACAAGCAAGGUUGACAAACUCAUUUGAUAUUUCAUGAAUCCAGUAAAGAAAAUCCUUCCCAGAAAAUUGAGCAAACGGAAACCCAUAAAAAAGAGCAUGCAAAAUGGGUGACUUGUGUUUAGAGGUCACGGCAAAUUUAAGCCAAAAUAAUAAAAAAAUGAAAAAGUAUUUCAAUGAAACUAAGCGCUUUCUGACUUAGCAACUUUCUGGCUGUUUCUCAAUAGCUGAAUAAGUUGUGUUUUUGUUGUUGUUACUUUGCUACAGAAACCAGAGUGUGCAAGUUUGCCACCCAAAAAGUCAUCUUUUUUCUCAGUGCAAGUUUCAUAUCUGCUUUCUAAAGGUACAUUAGUACAAUACAAUAGUCUUUAUUAGAAGGUACCAUUAUAACCUUUCCAAGUUUUCUAAGCAAUGGCCCACAGUGGCACUCUAGUAAAAUUUCAAGCCAGCCAAUAAUAUAUGGAGCAGAAAAAACGAUGUUACUUUAUGUCAGAUAUUUUAAAAAUGUUCAUUCUCAUAGAAAGUCAGAUGACUGUUUUACAGAUGAAAUAACACAAAUAUUUUACCAUCAUGCGUUACACUAUGAUAAAAAUACUUCGUGAGUA